UAUAUAGAAUAUUUCAGAUAAAAAAUGGCAGCUACUCAAGUGGCUCAAUUGAGCAAGAAAAAGCAAGAAACGGGACAAACUCCUAUGUGGAAGACGCAACGAGAGCUUGCUGAAAGCAAACUCAAUUCUGUUUUACUGGUGAAAAAACUUCUUGCUAUGGGAUUUUCUGAAAUAGCAUACCUGCGAAUGUUGUACCCAGAGGAAUAUUUCAUGGAUGCGAAUCUUGAAGGUAAAUCAGUUCGAGUGAUGAGAACAGGUGGACCCAACAGUUGCAAACUGGCCUCUAAACUACAGAACACAUUUGAUGCACUGGACAAAAAAUACGUAAUAAAUCAGAUUUUGCCCAGCUAGACCAAAGUGUAUCGGAAUCAGGAUGAAAACGAUGUGAUUGAGGCAUACACGUUCUCCUUCAAGUACGAAGACGAAGACGUCAUCUGCGAAUUUUAUAACAAGAAUAAGUGCUACUGCACUUCCGAGACGUAUUCGGCAACCACAGAGGCCGCCACGAAGCUGCUCGAUAACAUCCGACACAUCCUAUCCGCCAUGCCACAACUACCCGAGGGCAUCCUGUUCAAACUCAAACUGGGAUAUCGCGCUGGAACUCCGGAGGAUUACAACCCACCUGGGUUUUCAACUCGAGAAAUGAGUACUCUGUUGAAGUUCACUGGACCCAACAGACAACUAACGAUGGGAUGUGUGCCUACGGUGGUCAAUUCUACAUCUCUGACUGUGCGCGCUCUGGACACGCAGUUCCCUGAGUCGCUUCCUGAAGGAGUCACUUAUGACGAAAACGUCACGAGCCCUAAGCAAUUGGAACCUGAUGUCAGCGCAGAAUACGGAGAAGUUAGCAAUCAAAAAGGUGCCAGUAACAAAGACGGGGAUUCUUCCGACGAGUCAGAAAUAAUCGUUCCUACAAAACGUCGAAGAACUUCGCCACAAGUUGUUGAUAAUGCAGAAAGUACUGAGCGUGCUCAGGUUGAAGAGCAAAAUCGACCGAAAAGAUCAAAAAUUGACCUGAACGAAUCUGUGACUCGUGAUUCGUACCCGAGACGGGCAUCGAGUCGAAACGCGACUGCGUCUUUGGACCCUAUUGAAGAAGCGUCUACUGCGAGUCCAAGUGUCCAUUCAGAAACGAAUGAAAAACAGAGUAAAGAGCAAAUUCAAGGGGCUACUGACAAAGAACAUGGUGAAGAUUUAGAAGGUGGAGACGACUGCAAUGCAACUGUUAAUUUGGAGGCUAGUUUGACCUCGUCGAUUGAGGAAGUAGAGAACGAUGAUGAGAAUGAAAUGGAUGUCGAAAAAGAACUCAUAAGAUGUCCCUGCGGGAAAAAUCAGCUGAUCGAGUGGGUGAUGAUAUCCUGCUGUGCAUGUGGACUUAAGUCCCACGUCGGUUGCUAUGGUUUCCCAACUGAGCGUGAAGUUCCUGACAAAGUGCUCUGCUACUUCUGUGCCAGGGACAAUCCAGAGCUGGAAGAGUACCGAGAACUGUGCACUGUUGACCCGCAAAUGAACCCACAGCAAGCUAUGGAGCUGUGUAUGUUCCGUCGGUCGCUCAUAGUGGCCAUGAUGUCUGACUCAGUGGAGGCCUCUUCUCUGAUGGACCAACUGGACAUAGACUCCAAAUUGGCUCUCAAACUUGUCAGGCGUCUCGUCAAAGAAGGAUUUCUACUCAAGAGCAGAAGCAAAAGCCACGCAGUGAACAGAGAUGAAAUUGAGGCUAAUGGGUUGUCCACUUACUUUGUUGAGUCCGACAUUGUCCUGUCACAACCAGGAGAAGGUGAGGGCGAACACGAAGCGGAAGAUCAAGAAGACAACGAAAAUGACAUGCAGUCAAUGUCACGAGACACGAACAUAGUUGACAUCGAAGAGGAAGCCGAAAGUCCGAUGGAUAGAGAUAAAGAAAUUGAAGAGCGAAUUCGAAAUCUGUCCCUGAAAAAGGUGCCGACGCCUGCAAGGGGAUCGAAAAGAUUAGCGAGCAGGACAUCGUCGACGCCGACUAUCGCAGAGGAAAAAGUGUCAAAGAAGGUUAGUGGAACUAUGAAGCAGUCAAAAUUGAACUUGGCAGUCUACGAGAGCACCCCAUUGGCUAGAUUUGGAGAUGUGGACACGCCCAUGCAUGCACCAACUGCCGCGGAGGGAGGAGCCAAGAAGUCACAGAAGAAGAAGGCGGGUCUCAAGAAAAAGAAAUGAAACACCGAUGGAUGCUAUGCGUAAUCAAUGUUGGGAAAGUCUUCAAUAUCAGACUGAUUUAAAACUUUGAUCACUCUUCAGUUUUCAAAUCUAUUUCAACUUAAUGUGACAAUUUUCAGGGUUUGAUCGAGCAUUAUCCGAGCUAUACGGUCGUUUAGUUUGUGUUUUGCAAUUAUUGUUAUUUUACGAAAUUACGAUUAUAUUGUUAAACGAAACCUGCUUAAAACUUGAUUGGGGUGAUGCUAAAAACUGAAAAGAUGUAGUUUUGUUCAGUUAUACUUAAAUAGUUUGCAAUGUUUCAGUAUGUAUUGAUGCAUGUA
Symsagittifera roscoffensis is the source of this 2510-nucleotide messenger RNA. RefSeq lists its product as uncharacterized. Bases 544 to 2190 code for a protein of 548 amino acids. The transcript has 11 exons. The record is from RefSeq and is a predicted model, not a curated record. NCBI's taxonomy places the organism in Eukaryota, Metazoa, Xenacoelomorpha, Acoela, Convolutidae.